This is a messenger RNA of Amorphotheca resinae ATCC 22711, 1279 nucleotides long. RefSeq lists its product as hypothetical. NCBI's taxonomy places the organism in Eukaryota, Fungi, Ascomycota, Leotiomycetes, Helotiales, Amorphothecaceae. Gene Ontology annotation, molecular function: proton-transporting ATPase activity, rotational mechanism. Gene Ontology annotation, biological process: vacuolar acidification; proton transmembrane transport; vacuolar transport. The record is from RefSeq and is a predicted model, not a curated record. Gene Ontology annotation, cellular component: proton-transporting V-type ATPase, V0 domain; fungal-type vacuole membrane; vacuolar proton-transporting V-type ATPase complex. The coding region runs from base 32 to 1132 and encodes 366 amino acids. The transcript is spliced from 4 exons.
CAUCCAAACAGACCUUGUCAAAUCCUCAAAUAUGGAGGGCCUCCUCUUCAAUGUCAACAAUGGCUAUAUCGAAGGUAUUGUCAGAGGUUAUCGCAACAGCCUCCUGACAGGUCAGAACUAUAGCAACUUGACACAAUGCGAGACGAUCGAUGAUCUCAAGCUUCAACUUGGCCCUGCCUAUGGCGAUUUCCUUGCUUCUCUCCCGCCAAACCCCUCAACGUCUACCCUUGCCGCAAGAACCACCGACAAGUUGAUCUCCGAAUUCCGAUACGUUCGAGCCAAUGCUGUCGGAUCGCUGGCGAAGUUCAUGGACUAUUUGACUUAUGGCUAUAUGAUCGAUAACGUGGCACUUCUGAUUACUGGAACAUUGCACGAAAGGGAUACUCGCGAACUGCUUGAUCGAUGCCAUCCACUUGGAUGGUUCGAGACCAUGCCAGUGCUUUGCGUAGCAACGAAUAUCGAAGAACUAUACAACAGCGUUCUGAUUGAGACCCCCCUUGCGCCGUAUUUCAAGGGAAGCUUGAGCCAUCAAGACUUGGACGAGUUGAACAUUGAAAUCGUCAGGAAUACUCUGUACAAGAACUACCUGGAGGACUUCCAUAACUUCGUUAAUACGGAUCCAGAUAUGGCGGGCACACCAACUAGUGAGGUUAUGACGGAGAUGUUAGAGUUUGAGGCCGAUCGUCGGGCCAUUAAUAUCACACUCAACUCAUUUGGAACGGAGCUCACGAAAGCCGAUCGAAAAAAGCUAUACCCAAACUUUGGUCGUCUCUACCCCGAAGGAACAUUUAUGUUAUCCAGAGCAGAAGAUAUCGAAGGCGUCCGGCUAGCUGUUGAGGGUGUCAACGACUACAAAACUUACUUCGAUGCAACGGGCAUGGGCCAAGGAAGCGGUACUGGUGCUGGAAACAUGAGUGGUGGGGCGGGCGGAGAGGGCAAGAGCUUGGAGGACAUGUUUUAUCAAAAGGAAAUGGAGAUCUCGAAGGGUGCAUUCACACGACAAUUUACUUAUGCAAUUGUCUACGCUUGGGUAAAGUUGCGAGAACAGGAAAUUCGGAAUAUCACCUGGAUCGCUGAGUGUAUAGCACAAAACCAGAAGGAGCGGAUUGGCAAUUACAUCAGUGUAUUCUAGAUCAUUAGCAUUAUUUGAUACCAUUUUUAAUCGCGAUUCAGGUCACAGCUAUCGAUUAGUCUGAUAGGCGGGAAGGCGCUGGAGGUCAGGAACACAAAAUCCAAAAAUGCUUCGUACACUUCUCUAUUAUACAUUCGUGAAAGUAUG